Messenger RNA from Daphnia carinata, 1428 nucleotides. Its product is annotated as DNA-directed RNA polymerase III subunit RPC4-like. Bases 53 to 1384 code for a protein of 443 amino acids. Gene Ontology annotation, cellular component: RNA polymerase III complex. The transcript is spliced from 9 exons. Gene Ontology annotation, molecular function: DNA binding. Gene Ontology annotation, biological process: transcription by RNA polymerase III. The record is from RefSeq and is a predicted model, not a curated record. Lineage: Eukaryota; Metazoa; Arthropoda; Branchiopoda; Diplostraca; Daphniidae.
CGUUUUCUAAGCAUAAUACAAAAGUGAAGAAAUAUAACAGUAGGAGUUGGAAAUGAGCAAAAAAGAAGGAAUCCCUGAAAAGCUGGUUAGGCCCACGGCGAAACCAAAAUCAACAAUUGCAUCGACAACACAAUCAACAAGUGAUGGGAAUAAAAAUGGCUCUUUAGUAUCUGGAAGUCCAUCUACUUCUGAUAUAGUCAAGAAAUUUUCCCUGAAUGCAGCUAUUUCCCCUUUGACCGCCAAUAGGCCAGGGAGGCUACCUUCUUUCAGAGGUGAAAGAGAUUUAACUCUAGGAGGAAAUUCUAGACCAAGUCUUAGUACUGUGUCAAAUCUUGAUGGAGGAAGUGCUAAACCUAAGAAAGAAUUCAAACCAACCAUUCCUGCGAGGCGUGCAAAGGCACAAGAAACUCCAUUGAAUGUUGAUAAAUCUUCAGAGUCUCCGAGCAAUGGUAGAGGACGGGGAAGAAAAGAUGGUGAUAGAGGAAGAGGCAGAGGAAGAGGAAAACCAGAGUUGAUUCAAACCACAGGAUCAAUCUUUGGUGAAGGAGUGUCUGAUCUGGGUCUGAAAAUGAGAAGUUCAUCAUCUGUUUAUGCAGACAGGGAAAGUGCAGGCUCUAUUGCUGGACUGGAGAAACCUCGACUGAACACCCAAAACACCAAAAUCAAUAAGGAAGAAGAAGAUGCUGCAUUAAGUGCGUUACUUAGAGAUGACUUUUUGGAUGAUUCAGAAUUGGGUGAUGGAUUUGAUGGCAAUUUGGUGAUGCAGCCAAUCCAGCUCCCGAAAUCUAGCUUAGAUGCAAACCUGAAGGGAGAAACGGAAAGUAUGGUCAUAAAGUCAGAAAAUCCACAACUGACCACAGAAGAAAGAGAUAUUGCAAUCAAGCAAGAAAAAGGCGACAGCAAUCCGAUCCCGACUACCAAAGCAUCUACUUACCAACAACGUUUGAAACCUUCUCAAGUCACGGUCGAACAUAUUUUCCAGAACGAGGGAGACAUAUUGUUUAUUCAGUUGCCAGAUAGACUGCCGAGCCUGAAAGCGGAUAAAGAGCGUCCUCAAGUUAAAAUUGAACCUGGAACAGCGGUUCAAGAUAAAGUCAAUGAUCAAACCAUCGUUGAAACAAAGGCCGAAAAAGAAAGUGUCUUCGAAGAUAUUCCGGAGGGCCGAUUAGGGACUCUUCGCGUUCAUAAAUCGGGGAAAAUAACUUUGCAAAUGGGAGAACAUUCAUUCGUCAUGGAUAGUGCAACGCAAGUUUCCUAUCUACAAGAUCUGAUAUCGGUUGAGGUAAAUGCAGAAGAAAAAAGCGGAAAAAUGAAAGCACUCGGACCAAUCAAGUAUAAAACUGUUUGUCUACCAGAUUGGGAUGAAUUGAUUGUAGAUUCGUGAUGUUCUAUGUCCCAUUGAAUUUGUACGCUGCUGAGAGAAUAAAG